Molecule: messenger RNA, 855 nt
Organism: Coniophora puteana RWD-64-598 SS2
Lineage: Eukaryota; Fungi; Basidiomycota; Agaricomycetes; Boletales; Coniophoraceae
Exons: 3
Coding region: 63-632 (189 amino acids)
Source: RefSeq, a predicted model, not a curated record
CGUUCCUCCACCAGUCACCCUCGACGCUCAGCUCGCCACCGCACCGCUGCCCGUCUCAUCCGAUGAAGUGUGUCUACCUCCUCGUCCUCGCUCUCUCCUCGUCUGUCGCCUAUGGCCAGAGGGUAACCGCCACCGACGCGUACGGCGAUAUCAUAGUCGAAUCCGUCACCGAAGAUGCCCUCGGUGACCCCACCACACUGAUACUUUCCACUAUUCCUGCAUCCACCACCGCAAGGUCAGCAACAGCUACUGGAACAACCACAGUAAGAACGGCCACUACGGCCGCCACGGCUACCACCACUGCCGCACCUAAUCCCGGUCAAGUCGAGACACCUGGCCAGGGUGGCGACGCGGGCGACCCCACCCCGUUCACCUACACCACUACCGAUGCAAACGGCAACUACGUUCAGCGCGUAGGCACCUUUGAACCCACCGCCCCCGCCACCGCUCUUCCAAACCCAACGACCACCGGCGUCAUUCUCCAGUAUAGCUCUUGGCUCGCCCUGGUAGGCACCAACACCAUUGCUGCCUCUGGAGGCGCAGCUCCCGCUUGGAAUCCAUCUCGGGGAUGGUAUGGAGCUGGUUUGAGCAUCAUCGCCAGUGUGGCUGGCGGAAUUUGGAUCUUUCUCUAACAUGUUUGACUGACAUGCUUACUCGACGGACUCUUCACGAGACGCCAUGGUCUUUCCUUGAAAGUUUGACGGACAGACUUGUAUACACUCAGCAUGAUAUCAUCGUUACUUUAUUCCCUUUGACGAGUCCGCUACUUAUUCUUACGACUUGUUUCGUUAGCUGGUUUUGUUCGCGCUUUUAGUUCAAGUAGGAUUAUCCACAGUAAUAUUGAGUAUCACUCUC